UCUCGAGAGAGGAUUGAUUAUUUUUGUUGUGACAGUGCUCAUCAUGGUGUUGCCUUGUUGAAAAAGAAAGAUGUAAUCCUCUUUUUAGUUAUGUAGCAAAGGUUACUACAAUGUUGCGCGGAAUUGGACAUGAAGUUCAAUUUUAGCGAAAGUUGGACAGGCACCCAAGUCAGGUACAUGUACAACCAACCUUAGAUCAAACCGGGUGGGAUGGAAUGAGAGAAUUCACAGAGGUGUUGCAAAAUGUCUAACGUAGACAUAGAAAUGAACAGGUCUGCCACUGGCACACCGACAUUUCGGGACGGGCGCAGCUCCAGGUCAGGAGUGAGAAGCGAGAGUUGCGGAGGACUCCUUGAACGUGACGACCUUCGCCAUUACAAACCACCGCGAAUGCCCCUACCUGGAUCGACUAGACGAAAGUAUCUAGAGAAGACGCAGCUCUCCACUGUCCACGAUGCGGCUAGCCGACCAGGUAUGUUCUCGCCUCGCGCCGACAAGAAAGGCGCACGUACGGUCACUGCCGAGCUGGAUGGUUCAGAAGCUGUGACCCUGUACCAUGGAGUCCGCCGAAAAUCCAGAUUGCCAUUGGGCAAACGAGUGACUCAGGUUGUUUUCAAUCGUGCCGAGCAGUUGAUCCUGACUGUUGAUGGCCUGGGCAUCAGUGAAUGGCGUGAGAACACCACCAUCUCAGUCCUAGAGCCCAGGCUGACCAUGCUGGCUGGUGUGAAGCGCUUGUUCUGUGCGUUGCAGAGUUCGCAGUACGUUGUAUUGUGCGAUGGAGCUGUACUCAAUAUUCUGAACUCCAACCUUUCGACCAUAUUCUCAGUCACCUCUCCACAUCCGUGCAGCAAUGGCGAAUACAACCAGUCAUUCCACAACAUGGUCAUGUGUGGCGGUCGUUCUAUACAGGUGUGGAACUUUGUCAGGCUGAACUCGGAGCUUAAGUUAUCCUCAACCAUCACCGUCCCCGCGAAUCUGCACCCGGACAAAACAGUUUCCUGCGUGCACCUUGAGCCGAAGAAGAGCCGCUCUCAGCGCUUGUUUGCCGUCGUCCAUCGCUCCAUUCUGGUGUACACAUUACACACUAAGGAUCUGCUACACACGCUGCGGAAUGCGCACACGCGGGAGAUCACAUGUGUGCUGUUCAAUCGCACACUCAGUGUCCUGUGCAGUGCAUCACGGGACGGUACAGUGAACGUCUGGGACGGGACGUACACAUUACAGCACUCGUUUUGCGGGCACAGCAGUGGCGUUGUCAGCCUGCAGCCGUAUCCGCACGGACCACUGGUCAUCAGUGCAUCCAGCGAUGAGACGAUUCGAGUGUGGAACCUUCUGAACGGCCUGGAAGUUGACAGGUUGCCAGUUGGACAUCCAGUGCAAGACCUGGCAUCUCAUGCCAAUGUAGAGAUGUUUGUGUCUAUCUCAUCUGUGUGUCUGGACACCUGGAAGAUGACCUACAUCUAUCAUCUGCUCACCCCGAUAGAUGUCAACACGGAUGACAUGUAUCUUACGCAGAACCCCGAGGUACCAAUUCGACUUGUACUGCACAGUGCUGACUCGGCUGUUCGACUCGUUUCUCCGGAGAGUGGCGACAUUCUGACAGCGGCCCUACUGGCCCCGGAGACCACCAUAGUGGCGUCGGUGUACGAAGCUCAGCAAGAGAGAUUGUAUGUACUAACUGGUGGUGGAACAGUGGAGCGAUUCGACACUUCUGAAAACUGUCCUGCAAAGAAACUGCUACCCUGGCCAAGCGACGAGAUCUCUGGCAUCACCGCGCUGUGUCUCUAUGAGUUUGUCAUGGACAAGGAAGCUGUGCUGGAGGCGACGGCCAACGACCGCUGGUUUUCUGUUGCUCUGGAUGCCGGCCACGCUGGCCAUCGAGGCAGUAUGGAGAACACGCUCUUACUCGCUGGCAACAACCAGGGCAAGCUGCUCGUGAUUGAUCAGCGGAAGAAGACGCGGGUAGCAUUCAGCGUGAAGGGUCACUCGGCUGCGGUUCAUCACUUCGCUUGCUCUCCGAAGCUGGACCGCCUUGCGUCAGGGUCACGUGAAGAUCGAUCUGUCUGCAUCUGGCGAGUAUUUCCCUAUUGCCAAGAUUUGCUAAGCCUGCUGCAGCGCAUCCCUCUUGUGCAUCCUCCGGCGCAUUUAGCUAUUUGUCAGCUAUGCCUCUGUGUUGUGUGUAACAAUGAUCGCACAAGCGACUACUCUCUGACGAUGUUUGACUUGAUGUCUGACAAGCGCUAUGACCAUUCUCCGGAUGUGGACCAUGCCGAUGGUAUCAUCAGCAUCAGCGCUCUGGACAGUCUUGGGCUGGUGGCUACGGCCAGUACUGGUGGAGAUGUUCGCGUCUGGACAGCUGGCAAUGAACUAGUCAGAGCUAUCCAUCUGAAUGCCGUGCCUGAAUCGCUGGCAUUCUGUAGCUACCAGGGUGACCUUGUAGUUGGCAUUCAAGGUCAUCUCUACAAGAUCGGCAGUUCUACUUACUUGCCACAGGAGAUGCUGAAGAUGACACUGGCCGUGAGCAUGGCCGUCAGUGGUGUGGAGUAUGCACGGCCCAUGGCCCCGUCGGUCGGCAGCAUGGAGGAGUGCGAUCGCCGUCGUCUUGUUGGCAUAGCAUCGUCAGCGCAGCGAUACACCCCUGGAGAUGUUAACGAUGAGACCGCAUCGCAGGAGGACACCGAAGAGUGGAGAGAAGAGCAGCUGCUGAAGCGACAGAUGGAGGCAGAGCUGUACGAGCGUGACCUUGAGCUGGAGCAGUUACGGGAUGGGACAUUUGUCUAUGAGCGAGAAAGAAUAAAGCUGACUGCAAAGCAGAAGAAGGCGGCAUGGAAGGCUUACUACAACCAAACCAAUAACGUAUUCUCUCGGCCGAACGCAGUGAUAUCGUCGGUGGACACGUUUGACUUUGAUGGCUCUUCAAAGAAGUUCUUCUCGACUGAAUUACCAGAACAACCCUCGGCAAGUGCUCUGGCCAGUGCUACCAAGUUCUUCCCACCAUUGACCACGUUUGAACCACCUUACCCAGUCGCACCGAGUGGUUACUUGCCAAACUCAGUCCUGCUGAAGGAGAUGCGAAAGUCGGCAGCCGACCAAGCGGCCGCCGACGAAUGGAAGCUCACGCCACUGACAGAAGAGCAGCUGGCGGCACUCUCUACUGUCAAGAAACCGAUCGUAAUACAGGAAGAAGAGGAAGAGGAGGAAGAAGAGCCACCGAAAGCCAGAACAGGACUAGCUGACCGGCUGAAAAAUGCCCUAUUGGCCAAACCGGACAAAAAGCCAGCUAAGGAGCCCACCCCGCCUCCCACUCCACCUCCAGAGCCGGUCAAGGAGAAGAAGAUCGUCCCCAAGAAGCCUAUUGUAAAGCUAGUUGCGCCCAAGGCAAAGCCGAAGACACCACCGCGCACUCCCACACCACCUAGGGAACCCACACCACCACCGCCACCUGAGAAAAUUCCCGAGUUCAUACGACGCCAUCUGUCAAAACCAUUCAUGAAGAAGUCCUUUCCAGACUCCAAUGAUUAUACCUUCCCGGCUCACCUCCUCAAAGUUGAUCCCUUCAUUCAGCAAUUGCUCAAGGAACUGGCUAAUGCUCCAUCGGUUCUCAUAAAAAUGGACAUUUUGGAGGUUUUGGUUGACCUAGCGGGGAUAGAAUGGCAAGACGAGCAAACCAAGCCGAUGCUUAUUGAUGCAUUGAUGUCACAGGUCUUAGCAAUCCCGAAGCCAGGUGAUUCACCAGCGGACUUCAACAAGUACCAGUCCAAGCUAAUCGAGCUCAUGAUCAAGUUGGGUGUGCCGCCGGACAACAUUGUUGCACAGCUGUCACUGCGAUACAUCACUGCCGGUGACAAGAAGAAUGUGUCACCAGCGUUGCAUCAGCUUGUUUUGCUCGGUCUUACGGACGAGAGAGGUUACUACGCUCGUGAGCUUGACUCCUGGACGGUUGAUGGAAAGUCUGUUGAAGGCCUUGUCAAGGCCAGUCAGGACCUGAAAAUCUGGCUAACCGACUGGAGCAGCAAGCUGGCUAUGGAGCAGCAGAAGAAAGGGAAGAGCCCGUUUUCACCUCCAGCUCCUGCUAAGGCAAGUCAGCAGCAGAGUAGCUCUGCUGCUAUCAACGCCAUUAACUACUUUGUCCGCUACACAAUACGCCAGGAGGAAUUAGAAAGGAUGCGUGCACUGAAGCCACCAAGUCCACGACCGCCACCACCGAAGCCUCCCACGCCUGAGCCGCAAACGAUGUCACGAGCCGUCGUUCCCUUACCGGACAUAGGCAUCACUAGUCUAGCUCGCUAUGGCAUAACACACUGCAGCAAGUGUCAUGUGGAAAGAGAAAGUACACUUCGAGAUGUGUUCCCGUUGCCUCCUAUCAACCAGGGCUCACGUCACCGUGACUGUGUGCUCCACGGAACAAGUCGAAUCAGAAUGCCCAUCCAGCCGAAAACCCUGGUCCUGGAGGAUUCCGACGACGAGGAUUCAGGUAUUGGCAGUCAGGCAUCGUCAACGGCAAGCAUCUUUGACUGCAAGAAGUACUUUGUACUGGAGCACACACUCGUGCCGGAGUUGAGACGGAGAUGAGCUUGUGUAGCUAUUCAACUGAUCGUCGAUAAUUAUACCGUAUGCAUGCUGGUCACGCAUCAGGUGCCCAGCAUCCUGCUGUUGUCCGCACGAUCUGUAGGAAACCGUGGCAUGCCUUAUUUACUCUCCCUGCGGUGUUUCCAAACAAGUCUGCUGUACUGCAUCGAUGUAUCAGUACAAACCUAGACGUUGUGGUACUCUCGUAAUCUGUGUACUCUUUUAUUAUCGAAGUAGUAUUGAGUUUCUUCUUGAGAGCAUGGCAUGGUUCUUGCACGGUAUCAUACCUCAAUGAUCUAACAUUGUCCAUGGCCUUGAUGACACAUUGAAUUGACCAUCCCAGGUAUCACAUCUGCUUACUUCAACAGUCAUGCUGGCAUCUGAGCAACUUGAUCUGCGUCUAUCCAUUCUCAACCAUUCUGUUUUCUAUUCAAAGUGUCGUGGACCGGAGUAAUAAAGUCAUACUGCUGAAAA
Sycon ciliatum is the source of this 5043-nucleotide messenger RNA. RefSeq lists its product as uncharacterized. Bases 244 to 4572 code for a protein of 1442 amino acids. Lineage: Eukaryota; Metazoa; Porifera; Calcarea; Leucosolenida; Sycettidae. Gene Ontology annotation, molecular function: protein binding. The transcript has 36 exons. The record is from RefSeq and is a predicted model, not a curated record.